CCUUCGCCCGCCAUGAUGAGCGUCGCCGCAGAGGCUUCGCUACAUUCCAUAAUAUCCCAACUAUCCCCACCUACGGCGGGCACCGAUGAUUACGACAACAUAGUCGUGGGCGUGCACUCCGACGAUGACAGCGUACUCAUAUACCCCAAUGAACGAGACGCCUCUUUCGUUAGCCUGGUGAAGGCAUCCCGCCCCCGAAGUGCCAUCAAGGCACGCACACCAGCUGUCAAGGCUCUCUUGGCUGACAUACAGCCUACUAGCGAGUCGUUCAAUGUCGUCGACGACAUCAACCUCCCUAUCCUCAAAUGCCUCCCAUCGACGCCAGAGGAAGCGGUCGGGAGCGCGACGAGUGUGCUCUGAUCGUCUGGCUCGACGACCUCAACAGAGUCGCGCAGGGUUUCCUCGAUAUCGAGCACCGGCUCAGACACGCUGUGCACCUGUGCGAAUGCAUCUCUAUGCCUUCGUCGGCGACACUGCGCUCCCUGAGCGAACCGGAGUCAGCUAUUUCGCUAGCAGACGACUUCUUGUUUGCCCCUUACCAUAGCUUCGACGACCCUCCCGCAAGUACACAUCCGUACGACCUCCCAACGCUGGAGCUGCCCGAGCUGGAUCUACCGUUCCGGCCCCUGGAGGCUGCGUCUUCGACUGAGGGCGACAUCUUGAACGAGGAUGACUCCAUGACCGUCGGGUUGGCAUCGAUCGAUGCCCAACCUAGACGGAACAUGGUAGGGGUACGCCCUACCAUAUUCCAUCCAGGUCUUGGAUGCGAACUUGCGCCCUCCUCGCUAUUGCCAGGCAACGUCUUCACGAGCAGAUCUGAAUACGCGAGGUCAGCGCCCUCUCACGAAACGGAACCUCAGACGAUCUCGCCGAGCCUACUGCACUCGCCGCACAGUAGCUACUCCACCACGCUCUCGCCGGCAUCGACCUCUGGUGAGCUGUUGACGCCCUGGUCUGCGGCUCCGAACACGCUGCCGGUAUGGACCACCCCGUCGGAGCUGCAGAUAUCGCCGACGAGUACGAUCGACGUCGCGUCCAUCGCCCCGGCGCCAAAGAUGCUCGACGCUGGGUCAAGCGAUGCAGACCCACACUAUCCUCGUGCCCAGUCCCCAAGGACGGUGUCGCCGUGCCCUGACGCCAGCACCGUACUCGGCCGCAAGCGCAAACGCGGCGCUGCAGAGACCACCGAGAUCCCGAUGGCCCGCGAGGUGAAGCCUCUGCCCAAGCGGCGUGCAAACCGCAUGGCAGAUGUUGCAUCGCCCGCCGCACGACUAUACCCUAUGCCCGGUCGCACCAUGCCUAUGACUCGCAGUCGACGGGGCCGAACCGUCGAGGAACCGCCAUCCGCCGGCCCAUCUACAACGAGGCGAGCGGACGUCGACGAUGGAGACGCAGAGUCGAUGGACGACGCCCAGAGUGUUGGCGGCGAUGUCAGCGACGGCGACGACGAGUACCGGCCCAUCGAUAUGGUGGUUGUUGAUGAGGACGAUACCGACUACGAACCGAAGCCUAAAAAGGGCCGCGUAGACGCUGGCACAAGCGGGGAGACGAGGGCUGUGGCAGCCAGCUCGAAGAGGAGCGUGACCAAACGUUCGAAGAGGCGACGCGGGGCUGGCGCUUUGACGCCGGGUGGGUCGAGGAGGGGCAGGUUCCCCUGCCAUCUGUGCGACAAGGUCUUGACUCGCAAGACGGACCUGGAUCGUCAUGUGGAUACCCAUCGUGAGCAUGCCGACCGAGGAGUCUUGUGCGACGCAUGCAGACAUCACUAUGCCCGCAUGGACUCCUACAAGCGACAUCUUCGCCCGGAUGGGACAUGUCCGAAGGCCAAGCAGGAUGAUCCUAUCGACGUUGACGACGAGGGGGACCUGACCGAACCAGAGAGUGAGGAAGACGCGCCGUCCUCUUAACGCGGCCAACGGGCAUCUGCAUUGUGCCGGACUCCGACUGUAGGUGGUGUGCACGUAUUAACUUAUCCUUAUCCUUAGCAUUCUCGCAUCGUCGUCGCUGUGCAUGUUGUGU
Messenger RNA from Rhodofomes roseus, 2019 nucleotides. RefSeq lists its product as uncharacterized. The transcript has 4 exons. The record is from RefSeq and is a predicted model, not a curated record. Lineage: Eukaryota; Fungi; Basidiomycota; Agaricomycetes; Polyporales; Fomitopsidaceae. Bases 306 to 1907 code for a protein of 533 amino acids.